Messenger RNA from Cuscuta campestris, 3572 nucleotides. NCBI's taxonomy places the organism in Eukaryota, Viridiplantae, Streptophyta, Magnoliopsida, Solanales, Convolvulaceae. The record is from the annotation of a GenBank genome assembly.
GGUUAAGCUUAAGUUACUAGCUUGAUCGAAAAUGGGAGACAUGGAGGAAGGUGCAAAUGUCCAACGACCACCACUUUUGAGAGGACCAAACUAUAAUUUUUGGAAAGGACGCAUGAGAGCCUUCUUAAAGUCUCAAGGUGGAAGAGUAUGGAGAAGCAUAGAGACCGGAUGGACAGAACCCACAGAGACCAACGCAGAAGGAGAGAAGGUGGCAAAAUCUUUUGAGAAAUACUCAAAAGAAGAAGCGACUCUGGCUGAAUGCAAUGAUAAGGCACUCAAUGCACUGUUUGGGGCAGUUGACAGCUCACAGUACCGACUCAUUUCAAAUUGCACUGAAGCAAAGAAGGCCUGGGAGAUCCUCGAAACUACUCACGAAGGAGAUGAACGAGUAAAAACUGCUAAACUACAGAUUCUUAUGACUAAAUAUGAGAAUCUGCGUAUGGAUGAAGAAAACGAUGAAGACCCAUCAGAUGGAGAUUAUCAAGAGCAGUUGUCUCUCAUCACCAAACAAUUUAAGAAGCAAUGGAUGCAGAAAAAAGGAAGACCAAAUUAUCAGGCUGAGUCUUCAAAAGGGUUUCAAUUUAGAAAUCCAAGGCCAAAGGAUAGCAAGAAACGGAAAGCCUUUGUAACAACCUGGAGUGAUGAAGAAGAUGAUACUGAGGAAGUUCUAGGAAACAGCAAUUGUGCAUUCACCACACAGGUUCACAAUGAAGACUCAGAUAAUCUCACUAAUCAACUUGAGGUGCUCCAGAAGGAGGUGGACAGCCUUCGCAGAAAACUUGAUGAAACCAUGCAGCAACUGGAACAGAUUGAAGGGGAAAAGGCGAAUCUAAACUAUGAGCUCACUCAACUGAAGAGCUAUCAAAAGUGGAUGAAAAGCGCAGGUGCAGAACAAAUCGAGAGUCUUGUGGACAAAUCAAGAUUUUAUGGAGACAGAACUGGCAUUGGGCACACUCUACCAACAAGCAGUAAGACUCCGCUUGAUCUGUUUGUAACAAGAUCAAAGAUCUCUGAAGAGGAACUGGCAGAAUAUAGCAGAGACAAGAAGGAAGCAGUCCAGCCUAGCCACACUCAUGUAAGGAAACACUUCUUUUCUAACUAUUACUGGAAUUAUGUUUGUUUCUACUGCAGGAAAAAGGGACACAUUAAAAGACAGUGUCACCAGCUAAAGAACAAAAAGAAGAAGAGGGGUACGGCAAAAGGCUUCACAAGAACCGUGAUGAAGUGGGUACCAAAACACAUGGCUUCAAGCGCCAACUCAUGUCUUAAAGUCACUCCAGACCAAUGGCUGCUUGAUAGUGGGUGUUCUCAUCACAUGACUGGAGAUAAACAGAACUUGUUGAACAUUCAACCAAUGGAAGGAGGGAAUGUACGAUUUGGUGGCGGUGCACAUGGACAGAUUAUCGGGAUUGGAACACUGCAUGUCUCAGGGCUACCACCAAUCAAAAAUGUAUGGCUGGUUCAAGGACUUGAGGUGAAUCUGCUAAGCAUUAGUCAAAUCUGUGACCAAGGACUUGAAGUGGUGUUCACUCAACAAAAGUGUCGUAUCAAGGACAGAAACAAAUUCGUUGUCUUGGAAGAAAAUACCAGAAAUCUUUCAAUGAAACAUCGAGAGAUGGUGCGCACCAAGAUCGUCGUUCCUAAGCAAUGGAAGAAGACGCAUGCAACAAAGAAGAGAGCAAGUCUCAUUCAGAAGUUUGUGCAAGCUAGAGCAAAUCUUCGGGCAAAAAUCUCACAAGAAGAUGAAGGUUCGCCUUCCGUGAAUCCAGAGAUUGAGACUGCCAUGGAACAUGAAGAAGUUCAAAGGGCACCGGAAGUUGAAAAACUGUCAGAUGAAGAGAAAGAUGAGGCACCACUCAACCCAGAUCUUCCCACCAUCAUGUUGCUAGAAUAUAAACCACUAAUAUCCUCUGAGGAACAACACCAAAAUCCAGAAGUAGAUGAAGAGUUCCAAAUCCUAUUGGAUGAAGACCCUCUGGUAGCAGUUUCUGAGGUACCUUUCAAGAAUGCUGAAAACCAAGACAAGACCCCUCGCAGCUCCAAGAAGAAGGCAAAACAGACAACUGAUCAACACCCUACUCGUUGGUCAAAACGGAGAACCAGAUCUGAGGCAGUCAUGAAAGAAGAGUCUUCUCCAUCACCUAAGAAGACCAGAACAAGCUCUCCAAGUUCAUCCAAAGUCUCAAAGUCGAAAAGGGGUAAAGAUCUGAAUCGUCACUCAGGGAAGUCCUCAACUCAUACUUUUGUCAAUACUGCUGCUAAAUCUUACUUGCCCACCAUAGUGAAGAAGCACAUUUUGCCCCAACGAAAUAUUGAUCUGGAGGACUUUGCUUUGAAAACCACACUUAUCCCCCUGUUAGAUGCUAGGAAGUUGUUGAAAUCUGUUACUAUUCCUGGUUCUUAUGUCAAGCAAGUCAUCCAUGAGUUCUAUUGCAACUUAAAUGAAGAUUUUGUGAAUCCUGCUGCUGAGUCUUUUGAGAAAGUGUUUGUCAGAGGAAAAUUAUACACUUUUUCCUCUACUGCUGUUAACAAGUUCUUGGGAUUAGAUGAUGUUCAUGAUGCAUUGAUAAGUGAGGCCACAAUGUGGAAAGAACUCACUCAUGGAACCCGGAAAAGCCAACACCCCUCCAACAAAGUUCCCUCGUCAAUCCUGAAUAGUUCCUACUCUAUCUUGCUCAGGGUUGCUGCAUGUCACUGGCUAGCCACAUCCCAUAUCAACACAGUGACAAAAGUCAUGGGCAUGCUGUUGUACAAGAUCAAAAACAAUGUUCCUGUUAACCUAGGAAAGCUGAUUGUGGCUCAAAUAGCUGAAUUUGGGAAACACAACUAUAAGCACAAUGAUAAUGGUCUGCCCUUUCCUGUGCUAAUCUUUCAGAUGCUUGUCUCACAGGGUUUUAACAAGAAGGAUGGUGAACAAGAGGAGCCUUUGGAGCCACUGCUGCAGGUUGACAACAGGCACUUUGAUGGAAAGCACUUCAAUGACAUGAAGAUAGCUGAGCAGGCAACACAUGGAGUGCCAGGUGUACUCAAGUAUCUGCAACAAAAACUGCAGCAAAACAAGGAAGCACUUCUCAUGGUGGACCAACAGAAGAAAGUUCUUGAAGAAGAGCGACAAAGUCUCAUAUGGCUGCAAGAGAAUGCUGCACAGAAUGCUCAAGCAGAAGGUUCAUCAUUUCAGGGGGAGAGUUCAGAGGAGGAAGAAGACACUGCAACAGAUACCUCAGCAUGAGGGGAUAAUUUUUACAAACUCUUUUCAAGCUUAAAUUUGACAUUCAUUUUGGUUGGGUUGUUCUGCCCUGUUUCUGGUUUGAAGACAUAUUGCACUGCUGUUAUUUUUGCUAUGACUGGUUUGUCUCUUGGAUGGUUCAAACAAGAUUUAUCUCCAUUUGUGUCUGCAUUUGAUUCUUUGCAGCUUCGUUUCGCUUUUCUUGUUCAUCUCUGUGACAUGGUGUAGGUACAUCCCUCAGCCUAGAUUAUAGAUCUUCUAGCUUGUCUUUUUUGUACCUCUCUUGCUCAGGUGUUGGAUGUUACUCUUCUCUAUUCCCAUAUUUGAAUAAACUUUGGCUCAUUUU